Daktulosphaira vitifoliae (grape phylloxera) is the source of this 3531-nucleotide messenger RNA. RefSeq lists its product as uncharacterized. The record is from RefSeq and is a predicted model, not a curated record. Lineage: Eukaryota; Metazoa; Arthropoda; Insecta; Hemiptera; Phylloxeridae. The transcript has 4 exons. Bases 1 to 3531 code for a protein of 1176 amino acids.
AUGCGGAGAGGGCAACUGAAAUCGUCACUGACGAGGUUUGAGAAGUUCAUAAGAGAAUUAAGUGAAGGCGAUGAGAUAGAUCAACUAAAAUUAAGGAGGCAAAAGAUAGAAGAUAUAUGGAGCGAGUUUGAUCAAGUUCAAAGUGCCAUUGAGAUAGAAUCGGAAGAAGAAAGUCAAGCGAUUUAUCGAAAAGAAUUUGAAGACGUAUUUUUUAAAAGUGUUGCUGCAGCUGAUAGUUUUAUUCAAAAUAAAGAAACCCCUAAAGUAAAUAAGAGAGUCCCACAAAUUAUAGAGGCCGACGAACAUAAUAUAUCGUUAUCUAAAUUGCCUAUAAAUUUACCACCAGUAACGUUACCAAAUUUUUCCGGUGAUUAUUAUGAAUGGUCAACAUUUUAUGAUUUGUUUAAUAAUUUAAUUCAUACAAAUACUAGUUUGAUGCCGAUUCAAAAAUUUUUUUAUUUACGCGGUUCGUUGAGCGGAGAUGCCUUAAAUUCGAUUAAAUGUCUAAGUAUGUCAGCUGAAAAUUACACUGCGGCUUGGAAAACAUUAACAGAGCGGUUUAAUAACACAAAGGUUAUCGUACAAAGUCAUGUAAAAGCGAUUUGCGACAUGGAACUCUUGAGUAGUGAAUCUGCUAUAAAACUAAGGCAAUUUAUAGAUAAAUUAAGUAAUCAUAUUCAAUCUUUGAGAACACUUGGGUACGAGCCGAAUAAUUGGGGUCCGUUAAUGGUACAUAUGGUUAUGAUAAAAUUGGAUAAAAUGACUUUACGCGCUUGGGAAACGUCCGCUUGUCAAAAAAAAGUAGCCGAGCCAAAUGAAUUAUUAGAAUUUUUAGAAAGCCGUUUUAAAAUAUUAGAAUCGAUGGAAACAUCAAAAACGAUCGCUACGCGUGUUCUAGGAGUAAAUGAUCUAAGCAGUAAAAAUCAGAAUAUAAAGAAAAAUUUAUUUACUAAAUCAUUUGCAGUAGCUGUUAAGUCAUUAGAAUGUUUUGUAUGUAAAGGUCCACAUACAAUUUAUCACUGUCCAACUUUUUUAGCGUUAUCCGUGCAAGAGCGUAUAAAUAAACGCACGCCACCCAUAAUAGCUGAUCUGAACGUUAACAAUAUCACAGCGAUAUCCGAAUCGGUAGAACCGACAGCAACAACUAGCGCGCACAACGCCAUAAUCCCUACCUUAGAACAAGUCGUUUUAUCAACCGCGGUAGUAUCAGUACGGGACAAUAAUAAUAAAGUACAACCAUGCCGUCUUUUAUUAGAUUCCGGUUCACAGAGCAAUUUUAUUUCAGAAACAUUAGUACAGGAAUUAAAAUUGAAAAAGAGAAAAAUAGCUCAUACAGUAAUCGGUAUAGGCGAAACUAUAAAAAAUAUACCCGCGUCAGUUGAAAUACUAAUUGAGUCGCAUGUAAAUCNGUCAGUUGAAAUACAAAUUGAGUCGCGUGUAAAUAAUUUUUGUUUAAAUAUAAGGUGCUUAGUGGUACCCAAGGUAACUGGUAGUUUACCUACACGGAGGAUAAGUGAAAAUGUGCAGAUGCCCGGUCAUAUAGUAUUAGCAGAUCCAUUGUUCAGAAAUCCCCAAAAGGUUGACGUAUUAUUGGGGGCGGAACAAUUUUAUGAAGUUCUCGAAACUGACCGGUUAAAGAUAUUUGAAGGCGGACCGACGGCUCAAAAAACAAAAAGGAUUANUGAAAAAUGUGAUAAUUGUAGUGAUCGACUAGAAGGAUUGUUAACAAAAUUUUGGAAAUUAGAAUCGAUAGAAAAGGAAUACCCUUUUACUUUAGAAGAAAAUAACUGUAAAGAAAUAUUUGAUCAUACAGUAACGCGUGAUGAAACUGGCAGAUUUAUAGUAAAAUUACCAUUUCGUAAUCAACUAACUGGUCUCGGUGGUUCUUAUGAAAUAGCCAAGCGUCGAUUGUUAUGUUUAGAAAAACGAUUUAAGAGCAAUGUAAAAUUAAAAGCUGAAUAUUCAAAAUUUUUGUUAGAAUACGCAAACUUAGGACAUAUGACUGAGGUAAUCAAUGAAAAGGAACAGGACAAGUCAUUAUGUUGUUAUUUACCUCAUCACGCGGUGUAUAAUGAAAAUAGUACUACUACCAAAAUUAGGGUAGUAUUCGACGCAUCGUGCAAAACAGAAUCGGGUGUAAGUUUGAACGAUUGUCUAUUAAAAGGACCAACUAUUCAAGAUGAAUUAAUAUAUAUUUUAGCCAGGUUUCGCACACAUAAGUUUGUUUUAACUGGUGAUAUUGUAAAAAUGUACCGCCAAAUAAGAGUCACCGAAGCAGAUAAAAGGUAUCAACAAAUAUUAUUGCGUGAAAAUCCAGAGGAUGCCAUUCGGACGUUUAAAUUAGAAACUAUAACUUAUGAUACAGCACCAGUUAGUUUUUUAGCUACUGCUUGUCUAAAAUGGUUAGCUGAUGAAGAAAAAACAAAUUAUCCCAAGGCAUGUGAAGUACUUGGUCGUGAUUUUUACAUGGAUGAUUUACUUACAGGAGCGCAAUCGAGAGAAGAAAUUGUUAAUUUACAAGGUGAGCUUAUUGCUGUAUUGAAAAAGGCUGGAAUGGAGUUGUCAAAAUGGGCGUCUAACAUACCUGAUUUAUUAAGUGAUAGUAAUGAUCGUAUGAAGGUAAAAUUAAAGGAAACAGAAGGCCUAUUAAGUUCAAAUUCAAAGUUAAAUAGGGUUUUAGGUUUAUUAUGGGAAGCACGCAGUGAUGUUUUUAAAUAUAAUGUGUUAAAAAUGACGGCAGAUAGUAAUAUUACAAAGAGAAUUAUUCUAUCUUAUAUAUCAACAAUAUUUGAUCCAUUAGGAUUUGUCGGUCCGGUAGUUUUACGAUGUAAGCUACUGAUACAGAAAUUAUGGCAAUCGCCUAUCGGGUGGGAUGAGCCGUUAUCUGAAGAAUUAGUAAAUGAGUGGCGUAGUUAUAGCGGCGAUUUAUUAUUAUUGAAUAGCAUAUCGAUAGCAAGACGGUGCGGUGAAAUAGAUAAUUGUACUGAUAUACAGGUACACGGUUUUGCCGACGCAUCAUUAAAGGCCUACGGGACAUGUAUAUAUUUACGAUGCACAAAUAAUAAUGGAAAUCGUACAGUACACCUUAUCGGCGCGAAGUCCAAGGUAGCGCCAUUAAAAACAAUAACAUUACCGCGUUUGGAGUUAUGUGCUGCGUUAUUGUUAGUGCGACUCGUUAAUAAAUUUAUACCAAAAUUAAAUUUAAAUAUCCAGAAGAAAAUGUUUUGGUCUGACUCUAGAGUCACAUUAGCAUGGAUAGCGUCCUCAUCCAGUCAAUGGAAAACUUUUGUUGCAAAUCGAGUAGGCGAAAUUCAAAGUUUAAGUGAUCGGACGGAGUGGGCGCAUGUAAGGGGCGAAGAAAACCCAGCGGAUAUUUUAUCGCGCGGUAGCGAAGUGAGGCAAUUGGUGCAAAAUGAACGAUGGUGGAGUGGUCCAGAAUGGCUCAGUAAAGACGAAGAUGAAUGGCCUAUUAAUUCUGAUAGUCUAAUAUUAAAUAAUAAAGAAUUGGAAGUGGAAGNACUGAUAGUCUAA